CCAUGCAUUUAACGAACCGUCAACACUGUGUCGCGCGUGCUGCUGUAUUUCUUUCAACAACAUAGAGCGCACUUGAUUCGAUUUUAACCGAGUAAAAAAGAGAUCGCUUCAUAGUAGUGUAGUGUUUGAAAUUCAAAAGCAGAAAAAAUCUAAGCAAUGGUGUCUCUAUGUGCGGUGCGUGUGUAUGAAACUGAAAUUGUGUGCGGCUACUACUAGACGAGAGAGAGAGAGAGAGAGAGAGAGAGAGAGAGAGAGAGUGAGAGAGAGUGAGAGAGUAAGAGAGCGUGAGGCGAAGAGCCACAACAACAAAAAACAGAGAGGAAAAACGUCUCAAAGCAUUGUGUGUUAUUUAGUCGUUCGUUCGUUUAUCACGCACACAUUUUUUUGGCAUGAUUUUUCUUUAUACACACAUUCACAUCAACAUCGUUCAUUAAUUCUUAGUCAAAUAGACAUAUUUUUUUUUCGUUCGUUCGUUCUGUCUUCUCUCCAUCGAACGGCUAUCGAUGGUCUCUAUCAAAAAUUAUUCAUGUGUGUUCCAAUUUUUUUUUUCAUCUGUCGUCGUUUGUAAUUAGUUGAAAAAAGAAACGAAGGGUUUUUUUUCUAAUUAGCAAUUUUGGUUUCGCUAUUGUUGUGUUUAGUGGAAAAUUCAAACAUUGACGAAUAGUUUAAUCGCAUUUUGUGCUGCACACACAACACACACAGUUGGCUAGCGCCUCUAUAAAUACAAUAGCAAUUAAUACACAAACAAAUGAGAGAGAACUUUGAGUGUGAGAACGACAAUCGUACUUUUUUUUCUUGUUCGACACACCAGGCAAUAGAUUCGACAAAAGCCAACUGAACGAAAACGUGAAAGAAGUUCACAUUGAUCUUAGCUAAUCAAAACGGUUUUCUGUUGCAAGUGAACAGCAAAAAAUUUAGUUUUUUUUAAUCCAUUAGAUUUAAAGCAUAAAUAAAAUAUUCAACCAAAAAUGAAUGCCUCAUCGAAUGUAGAAAAUUUGUCGCCACAAAUAAUUCGCCAAGUGGUGAAGGAAAUGCAUGACAUCCAUACAAAUUCACCCGAAGGUAUUAAAGUACAAAUCAACGAAUCCGACGUAACUGAUAUUCAAGCUGUGCUUGAGGGACCAGCUGGUACGCCAUAUGCUGGUGGAUUUUUCCGGGUGAAAUUGGUAUUGGGUAAAGAUUUCCCACAAACGCCACCAAAAGCGUAUUUCCUCACAAAAAUCUUCCAUCCGAAUGUUGCGGCCAAUGGUGAAAUCUGCGUCAACACACUGAAAAAGGACUGGAAACCCGAUUUGGGCAUUAAACACAUUCUUUUGACGGUAAAGUGCUUGUUGAUCGUACCGAAUGCCGAAUCUGCCUUGAACGAAGAGGCUGGUAAAUUGUUGCUGGAACAUUACGAUGACUAUUCGUCGCGUGCCAAAAUGAUGACUGAAAUCCAUGCGCAGUCCGAGCGAUCAUCGAAAGCAUUGAAAAUUGACGGUGACUCAAUCACCGACGAUGGUCCACAGUCAAAGAAGCAUGCGCUCGACAGCCGAUCGAAUGGUCAGGAUAAGCGAAAAGAAAAAUUAGGCAAAGACAAAAAACGCGUUCUAAAACGUUUAUGAGAGACAUGCACUUACUAAUUUUACCACGAAAGAAAACAACAUCAACAAAAAGCGAGCCUAAUCUCUAGAACAACAAAAUGAAUCAGAUCUUUUUUUUUCUUCUUCUCUAUAUAUUUUUAUUGUGUCACUAAAAAAAAAACGAAAAGAAAAUCAAAAAAUAAAAAAAUUGUGCGAAUGUUUGGGAUCGAAAGUAGUAAGAAUAGCGUUUUUAGCUACUUCACCGAGUGUUAGGCGUUUGAAAAGUGUUCAGGAUAUAUAUAUAUUUUUUAUAACGAAAAAAGUGAGAAAGAGGGAGUAAAAGAGAUAAAUUAAUAUCGUGUGGUGUGUUGAUUGAUUGGCUAUGGUUUUGUAAUUGGACGUCGUAAGAUAUAACAAAAAAAGCACUGCUAAAUUCGUAUUUUCGUACAUAUAAUUUCGGGAUUUUGACCAAUUUUUUUCUGCGUGUAAACCAAACCGACACUACUUCUUAAGCUAUCAAAAUGAUUUAAUGCACGGAUAAUUUUUCGUUUGAAGGUUUUUUCGGCCUUUGUUUUGUGAUUUCAUUUGAAAAUUGUCUGUGUCGCUGACUGUUUUGUGUCAUUUUCAUUAGGGAAAUUUUCUUCUUCUGAUUAGAGAAAAUUCCGUAUAUCGUUUAAGCAGUAACUUAUUUUCACAUUUCUAAUUGUCGUCUAACAAAAAAAAGAUGAAAGAGAAAAACAAAUAUCAUUUUUUUUAAGUCAUGAUUGUUUAAUUGUUACAAGAGAAUAUGCAGCAAACCAAUUUAAGCAUGACUGAAAAUCGAUCACAUUCUAAAAUCAGCUGAUAUCCAAUAGAAGAAAAAUAAACGGAGUUUAAAAACAAAAUGAUAACAAUAAUACAAUUCAUAAAAGAAAAAAGAAUUAAACAAUUGAAAAGGAUGAAGCAAAAAAACAGGUAUUAAGAAAACAUGCAUUUGAUAUAUAUGUAAAUAGAUAGAUCACAUGUGACCGUUAUGGUUCUUGCAAUGCGAAUUUUCGCAUUAUUUUUUAUUUGUCCACACAUCACUUCGAACGAACAAACAACUGGUUUCAUCAUUUAGAUUUAAAAAGAAAACAAAAACACAUUGGAACGAUUUAUAACAAAGCGAACAUUUUCCAUAGAUUAAAUUUAAAAUUAAAAACGAAAAAAA
Messenger RNA from Sitodiplosis mosellana (orange wheat blossom midge), 2751 nucleotides. Its product is annotated as ubiquitin-conjugating enzyme E2 S. The transcript has 4 exons. The record is from RefSeq and is a predicted model, not a curated record. Lineage: Eukaryota; Metazoa; Arthropoda; Insecta; Diptera; Cecidomyiidae. The coding region runs from base 969 to 1604 and encodes 211 amino acids.